This is a messenger RNA of Drosophila navojoa, 479 nucleotides long. RefSeq lists its product as uncharacterized. Lineage: Eukaryota; Metazoa; Arthropoda; Insecta; Diptera; Drosophilidae. The record is from RefSeq and is a predicted model, not a curated record.
GCACUGAGACGUCUUUUCUAUCUCUACAAAAAAUCUAGAAAAAAUCUAGUUUUCGCUCUUUGAAUCAAAAACAAAAUGGCUCCCGGUGAUCGUUGCGGUGGUCCACCACGUCGUGGACCCAUCAUCAAUGUGCAGAUCGCACCACGCUGGCCGCGUCGCCAUCAUCAUAACAAUGUUGUGGUGGUGCAGGCGCCACCACCGCCACCACGACCAGCGCCCGUCGUUGUGGUGCAGCAGGCGCCACCACCGGCCAGACCCGCCAAUGUGGUUGUAGUCCAGCAGCAGCAGCCACCACAGCCGCCACCGCCAGCCUACUACCCACCCGCCGACAACCACUACCACAAUCCACCACCCCGCUACUAGACGAGGCCGAAGGACAUUUUCGUUGAAUUUACGCAGCGCACAAAAAUAUUUCAUAGACAAAAGCAAACACCUGAACUUUCGAUACACCGCAAAAUAAAUAAAAAAUAAAUAAACUA